Messenger RNA from Leguminivora glycinivorella, 4425 nucleotides. RefSeq names its product CUGBP Elav-like family member 1-B. Gene Ontology annotation, biological process: regulation of alternative mRNA splicing, via spliceosome; mRNA splice site recognition. Bases 128 to 1351 code for a protein of 407 amino acids. The transcript has 7 exons. Gene Ontology annotation, cellular component: ribonucleoprotein complex; cytoplasm; nucleus. NCBI's taxonomy places the organism in Eukaryota, Metazoa, Arthropoda, Insecta, Lepidoptera, Tortricidae. The record is from RefSeq and is a predicted model, not a curated record. Gene Ontology annotation, molecular function: mRNA 3'-UTR binding.
UGAGUGAUCGUCCGUCAGCGCGCGCGCACCUCGUGUACCGGUACCGGCGCGCUAGUAGUUGGUCGGCCGCGGUUGAAUGCAGACGUGUAGCGUCAUGUGGUGUGGUGCAUGUGAAGUGAAGUGAAGGAUGCGCGGUGACACGGGCGGCGCGCGCGGCAAGGCGGGCGCGGGCCGGUCCAACGGCGGCUACCCGCCUAUCAGUGCCGCCUACUGGCUGCCCCCCUCGAACCCGACCCCCUACCAUGUGCCAGAACGCAAGCUGUUCGUGGGGAUGCUCAACAAGAAGCUGUCGGAGAACGACGUGCGAGCGCUGUUCGCGGGGCACGGCGCCAUCGAGGAGUGCACGGUGCUACGGGACGCCCAGGGCCAGAGCAAGGGCUGCGCGUUCGUCACGUUCGUCUCGAAGCAGGCGGCCAUCGCUGCCAUAAAGACACUGCACCACAGUCAGACUAUGGAGGGUUGUUCAGCCCCGCUGGUGGUGAAAUUUGCCGACACGCAAAAGGAGAAGGAGCAGAAGAAACUGCAAGCCAUGCAGGCGAGCCUGUGGGGGCUGACGACGCCGGUGACGCCGACGGCGUACCUCGCGUCGGAGGCGGCGCUGUCGCCCGCCACGCAGCUGCAGCUGCUGCAGCAGUUGCAGGCGGUGGGCCUACAGCAGCAGCUGCUGCAGGGCCAGGGGUCUACGCUCCUGCAAGGUGUUAACUAUCAGGAUAUCGCUUUCAAUGGCGCAGGCUUGAGCGGCGGGACGGUGAGCGGCGUGGGCGGGGUGGCGUCCAUGGGCGGCGGGGCGGCCGAGCAGCUGGGCGGGCUGCUGGCGCCCGUGUCGGUGCAGAACCUGGCGGCGCUGGCGGCCAUGACGCAGCCCGUCGUCACGCAGGCGGCGCCCAUUGCGCCCGCCGCCGCGCCGCAGCCGGCCGCGCCACAAUUAUGUCUUCUCGGGAAGACUAACAUAACAGGGUCUACAGCAGAGCCGCUGAGUUCUGCGUACGCGGCGCAGUUCGGCAGCGCGUUCGCGGCCGCGCCGCUCGGCUCCGUGCUCGGGUCGGCCGCCGCCGCCGCUGCCGGCAAACAGGUCGAAGGUCCAGAAGGCGGCAACCUGUUCAUAUACCACCUGCCGCAGGAGUUCACCGAUACAGAUCUCGCAUCGACCUUUUUGCCCUUCGGGCACGUGAUUUCGGCCAAAGUGUUCAUAGACAAACAGACCAACCUCUCCAAGUGCUUCGGCUUCGUGUCCUAUGACAACGCCGCCUCCGCACAGGCCGCAAUACAAGCCAUGAAUGGCUUCCAAAUAGGUACAAAAAGACUCAAAGUUCAAUUGAAACGUUCCAAGGAACUCUCGAGACCGUACUAAACAUAGACAACUUGUUCCUAGUGAUUGUUUUUUCAUAAAAAAACUAUGCAAAGGUUGUAAGUAUUUGAACGUUUGUUGUGAUGUAAACCGGUGCACUUUGAACUGACAGAUAGAUAAGGUUCGUACGAAAACGCGAGUCCAUGUGCACAGUUGUUAACUAAUAAGUAUAAGGUUAAGGUUUGUGUCAAAGGAUUUAUCGUUUCCAAAGUAUUCCCCAAAUUGUUUAUUACUUAUUAAUAUGUUUUAACUUAUAAGUUUUAGUCUCUUUAAGCGUAAGUUCAACGCGUUUAGCAAGCGAUACUUUAUGCACCAAAGAAAUGGUACCUACCGAGCUAACAGUGUCGAUAUACGCUCAUGGAAUAACUCAAAUUACGUACGUGUAAUAUACCUAUAGCUACCAAUAUUUUUGUCAUCCAAAGCUUAAUAUCGGUGAACAAACGCCGGAACUACCAAAUGAGUAUUGCUGUUUUCAUUGUUUUGUUUAACAUAUUAUACAGAGUGGAAAAAGUAAUGGGCCCUUUCCCUCCAGGGUUCUUUGUUUUUUUCCACCCUGUAAACCAACUUUAUAUUUAGAUACUUAAGUAGAUAUUUCUUUAUAUUUUUUUUUUGUGUUACCGAUAUAAUUUGUGUUAAAGUGAUCCACGUGGCCAUUGCAGUUACGCAGUUUUUGUUCAAAUAAUGUUAGAGUAACGAAGCGAUCUCAAAGUGAUCAGUGUAUUUAUUUUUACCUGACUUGUUGUCAAUAGUGUACUUAAACUUGUAAUUUUGUUUGUAAGACUGCCUACCGUGAACGUUACUAUCGCUCUAUUGACCCGAAAUAUGUGAAUUAUUCAUAUUACGUAGUAGAUAUCUCAAAUGUUUUAUUCAAUUCACGCAAUGCAAUGUGUACCUAUACAGUGUGUUUUUCGACAUGAUGUUCUAAAUAUCCAUCUAAAACACAAUUUAUAAUAGGUACCUACUAUAAGCACUGAUUUAAAAUGACAUGGAUCUCGCGACGUAAAAAGUAGAUGUCGCAAAAAGUAUUCUGGAGCGUACCUAUUUAUUUACAUUUGAAAUAUCUAUUAGGUACAAAUCGUAAAUAUUUCCUUAUUGUUGUACUUGUUUGUGUGUAAUUUAUGCAUAAUUAUGUAUCUGUACAGUAGAUAAUCAACUGGACCGUCUAGGCUAUAUUCAGCGUACCAACUACUGACAAACCUUACGGGAAUCAUAUUCGUUUUACCAUAAUCCUAAUAAAUGAGUCUUUAAUUUAACACAUCGAACACUGGACCUUUAGUCAAAAUUUUAUUAGGUUUAAGUAUUUAAUAUUUAGAAUAUUUUCGUACGUAAGUUUGGUAUUCGAACAUCGCCUAUUAUGAGCACCGAAACAUUUUGGAGAACAUAGCUCGGCGACAUUAUAUGUUCAUUGCUCAUAACAUGGGUUCAGGUACUUAAAACUGUUUGCCAAUAUAUUUCACUUCUUAAAUCACUGGCACAGUUUGGUCUUUAUAUACUACGUUAUUAUAAUAAUAUAAUUAUACUUUACUUACUUCUUACACAUUUUGUAAUUUUAGAUGCUUUUCCUUUACUUAUAUUAUCUCCAACAUGUAAGUUAAAGCCUGCAAGAGGAAGAGGAAGUAAUUAUUCAGGGCAUUUUAACUUGUCUAAUCUAUAUGCAGGCGUUAACUACACCUAGGUAUCGCUCAUAUUUUAUUUACCUGCGUGUGAAAAUGAUAUUUCACCAAUUCGAGAUGUACUAUACCGACGCGUUAUGUUUCAACUACCCCGAACGACCAAUUUCAAAUGUAAAGUACCUAACCUGUCACUUUAAGUUAUAGACAUAUAGUUAUAUUCUACGUGUUUACUAAUUUCGUUUAAAGAACUGAUGUAGAUCAUCAUUGAAAUAGCUUAAUUAAAUUUAGUUGAGUAUUAUAUAAAAAGAGGAUUAUUUAGAUGGUUUAUAAGUUAUUUACUCUAAUUUAGUCAUGUUUUGAUGUCUGAAAAAAGACAAUAUCUAGACUGAAUAAGUUCCGUUGUAGGUGUUGCAGUUAGUGAUUCAGUCAUUCGUCUAGUGAUUCCUUUAUUUAGGGUUCAGUAGAACCUACAUGAUUAUAGCUUUUUGUCGUUCUUUUUUCUUGUUGUAAGAUAAAUUAUUAUUAGAAGGGGAAUGUAUUUCUUUAAAUUUUAUUUUAACGUUUAGUAGGUUAAUUAGAAAUGGGACACGACCACGAGAUCAGUCUGUUAACUUAUAGGUAUGAUUUUAAAAAUAAUUGUCAAAAAUGCUAGUGUGGAGGGUUUUUUUACCUACUUAAUAUUUCUUAGGUAUGUAUAAGGGAGACCUCAUUGUUGUUGUGCAUAAAAAAUGCCUGUUGGACUUUGAAUGUGAAAUAAAGAUUUUAGUUCUCGUAGAAUAGUGCAGUUACAUCUGACUUCUGAGUUUCCCGCCAAAACACUGAUCGCCAAAAUGUGUAGUCAUUAUUAAAGUUGUAUAAAUCUGUGUUUGACAUUAAACGAUUGAUUGUGUUUGUCCGACAUUGAAGAUUACUAAGGCACGUGUAUACAUUUGAGGGGUAGCUGAGCGGCAAGAUGCGAAAUAAUAGACGUCAUUAUAACAAUUUCCAUCCGAGACCAUAAUGUUUUAGAAAGACAGAUCAAGCCUAGAAGUUUAUUUAAUAUAUUGUGUGGAAAUUGUUUUGAUAAAUGAUAAUUACCUAAAUAGAAUAAAGAACAAGUACCUAAGCAUUUUAUAUGCAUUGCGGUGCGGUUAUCCGUGAUAAACUAAUUUCGCUUCCUUGAUCAAAGAAAGACCAUGCCAAAAACAUGGCCAAAUAUGGGUCAUAUGCUUAAAAUCAAAGCACUAGUAUAAAAAAAUGUCUGAUGCAACCCCUAUGCCCAACAUGUGUCUAUUAUUCAUUUAUAAUUUUGAAUGAGAUGAUUUUAGUGAGACAAUUUAAACAUGCCACACAUUCGUCCCCUUAAAUAAAUCUAUUCAUCUUUGCAAAGACGAGAUUGUCAGGGCUAUUGUCAGUUUUAAGGCAGUUAAAUGAUUUUAUGUAAUUAUUUAACCUUAUGCAUAAAUGAUGAAGUGUAAGUAGUUG